AUGGAAGGGUGUCAACAUUACAUUUGCAGAUGUGCUUAUGUCUCUCCAUGCUGCAAAAAGAUCUAUGUUUGUAGAUUGUGCCACGACGAUGUCGAGCAACAUGAAAUUGACAGAUUUGCCGUCCAAGAAAUAGUCUGCCUCAAAUGUGACGAACACCAACCUAUACGAAGGACGUGUAUAAAAUGUGAGGUAGUAUUUGGCAAUUACUUCUGUGAGAUUUGCAGACUGUACGAUGACAAUGACAAGAAGCAGUUCCAUUGCAUGCAAUGUGGUAUAUGCAGAAUCGGUGGUAGGGAGAAUUUCUUUCACUGCCCUAAAUGUGAUAUGUGCCUCUCCAUUAAUAUCAAAGAUUCGCACAAAUGUGUGGAGGGUGUAUGCAAAUCCAAUUGUCCAGUUUGCAUGGAUAACCUACAUACAACGCGUGAAAAGUUGAAUGUCCUUCCAUGUGGACACAUCUGCCAUGAACGAUGCUUUACAAACCUCUUCAAAUCUGGUAUUUAUGCCUGCCCGGUUUGCUGCCAAUCAAUGUGUGACAUGUCUCAUCACUGGCGGGUUAUGGAUAUAGAGAUUGAACAAGUUGAGAUGCCGAACGAGUACAAGGACAAAAAAAAUUGGAUACUCUGUAGAGAUUGCCACAAGGAAUGUGAUACCAAAUUCCAUGUGAUAGGUCUCAAGUGCUUGCAUUGUGGUUCCUACAACACUUGUGGCGCAGACAGGCCUGCUGGUGCUGAUGCUGCUGCUGCUAAUGCUACUACUGCUCCGACUACUACUUUUACUAGUACUUCUACAACUACUACUCCGACUACUACUACAUCUACUAGUAUUACGGCUACUACUACAACUUCUAGUACUACUGCCGCCUCUACGGCUACUACUGCAACGUCUAAUACUACUACUGCCACUACGGUCACUACUGCAACUUCUAGUACUACUGCCGCUACUACGGCUACUACUGCAACUUCUAGUACUACUGCUGCCGCCACUACGGCUACUACUGCUGAUGCAACUGACCCACCGGAUACUGAAUAA
This is a messenger RNA of Helobdella robusta, 1029 nucleotides long. RefSeq lists its product as hypothetical. The record is from RefSeq and is a predicted model, not a curated record. Gene Ontology annotation, biological process: protein ubiquitination; ubiquitin-dependent protein catabolic process. NCBI's taxonomy places the organism in Eukaryota, Metazoa, Annelida, Clitellata, Rhynchobdellida, Glossiphoniidae. The transcript has 8 exons. Gene Ontology annotation, molecular function: zinc ion binding; ubiquitin protein ligase activity. Gene Ontology annotation, cellular component: nucleus. The coding region runs from base 1 to 1029 and encodes 342 amino acids.